UAAGCAAUAUUGGUGAUUAAAGAAAUUUGUAAAUGGUUAGAUCUAGGCCAAGAAAUUCUGUUGUAUGACACAUUGCUUCAGUGCAGUGUAAAUGAAAGUUUGUUUCUUCCAGAAUGGAAUGCCGUUGCAAUGUCUCCAGUUGCAAAUUGAACUCGUGCUAAUAAUGUUAUUUCCUUGUCAGUGAUGGAUAGAGUCAUUUCCCGUGUAAUGCUCCUUCAUUGCAUUGCUUGAUAAAUAAGAUUACAUUCCUGCAACAACCAGAUUUUAACAACACUUACUCAAUUUAAGUGGUCUCUUCAACCAGCUCCCAGCACAGUUCUGUCAGUUUAACUCUGGGAGAGCUCUUCAGUAUUACUUGAUGGUUUACUACAGCAGUAUGGGAGUGGCGCAGGCACCUGUCAAGGUGAUAAGCCUCGGUGGAUUUCCCUUCGCCCAGCAAUCUCUUGACUUCCAUUCUCCUCACCACCAAGUCUGUUGGACAUUCAGCCGUUGACUGCAACCAGAUAUGCCUUCAAGAUUUUCUUUGCAAUUUGGAUGCUGUGCCAUUGUGGAGAAUGCAGUGUGUGUCAAGGGCUUUGAAUAUUGCCUGAUGAUUUGGGCUACUACUAAUCUGAUUUAAAACCAAAAUAUCUGUUGGUGAACUGUGCAUCAUUGGGUACUCUUUGCUUAGUUAUUUUUGGGACCAUGGUGUUUCAAUGUUUAUAUUAUAAAACUACAAAAUCUUUAUUUAAUUUCUUGUGAGCCAAACAAGAAUGAGCCUAGUUCAUUUGAAAGGUUAAGUUUGAUAUAAUUGUGCUGUACUUGUUCAGUGUGUAAGAAUGCUCAAAUAACUAUGAAUCUGUACAGAAUCUCCAUUUUAAUAUAUUGGAGAGAGAAGUAAUAAAGAUAUGCUAAACUGUAGUUAUUUCACUAGUAUUGUUUCUGAGAUAGGUGGUUGGUAAACUAUUUUACUGCUAUCUCAAUUUUGUGUUGAUUUCAUGUGAGUAAAAUGUAGCUCUCGUAAAUUGGGUAGGUGCUUUAGUUUUGGGUAUUCUGCAGUUAGGCAUUUACAGUUCGGGAUACAAUUUAUAAUCUAAGAACUGUUUGUUCUUUCUGACAGCCAUUCUAUUGAAGUUUGUGGUAACAGCGAUAACUUUGCAUAGUGUUGCGUUUUCGAGAACUGCCAGGGUUGUGGCUUGCUGUUUUUGACAGAUAAUGUUCUUCAGAAUAGAAAAUUCUGACACCCACCCAGUGGAGUGCCGUAUUUCUUUUUAGUGGUUGAAAACUUUGUAGAGUCGUUUUGACCACAAGAGGGGUGACAGGGGCACAGACCUAACAACAGAGUGUAUAAAACAUUGGCUUUCAUUUUAACAGAAAAGCAGUGUAGAUUCAUGCAUUAAUCACCAGCAUGUUUUUUCAAAAAUUGUUUUUCUAUGUGUUGUAUGCAGAACAAUAAAUGACUUUACAGGGCAAUUAAAGCAUUUCAGGAGGUGCUUUAUAUUGAUCCUAGCUUCUCUCGAGCCAACGAGAUUCACUUGCGUCUAGGGUUGAUGUUCAAAGUGAACACGGACUAUGAUUCAAGUCUUAAGCAUUUUCAGUUGGCAUUGAUUGAUUCCAACCCAUGCACUCUGUCUAAAGCAGAAAUUCAGUUUCAUGUCGCUCACUUGUAUGAAAUUCAGAGAAAGUAUCGUGCUGCAAAGGAAGCCUAUGAACAACUUUUGCAAACAGAGAAUCUUUCUGCACAAGUGAAGGCAAAUAUUUUACAGCAGCUGGGCUGGAUGCAUCACACAGUAGAGCCAUUAGGAGACAAAACAACAAAGGAAAACCUUGCUAUUCAGUGUCUCCAAAAAUCUUUAGAGGCAGAUCCUAACUCUGGCCAAUCCUGGUACUUUCUUGGCAGGUGCUAUUCAAGCAUUGGCAAAGUUCAGGAUGCCUUUUUAUCAUAUAGGCAUUCCAUUGAUAAGUCAGAAGCAAGUGCUGAUACGUGGUGUUCCAUAGGGGUAUUGUAUCAACAACAGAACCAACCAAUGGAUGCAUUACAAGCUUAUAUUUGUGCUGUUCAAUUAGACCAUGGACAUGCUGCAGCCUGGAUGGACCUGGGAACACUCUAUGAAUCCUGCAAUCAACCUCAGGAUGCAAUUAAAUGUUAUAUUAAUGCAACUAGGAGCAAAAAUUGUAGUAAUACUUCAGUACUCACAGCAAGGAUAAAGUAUUUACAGGCCCAGUUGUGCAACCUUCCACAAGGUAGCCUUCAAAGUAAAACCAAAAUGCUUCCCAGUAUUGAGGAGGCAUGGAGCCUACCAAUCCCAGCAGAACUUACCUCCAGACAGGGUGCCAUGAAUUCAGCUCAGCAGGCUUGUAAACCUCAUCACCACAGCAAUGAACCAUUAGUAGGCCUCAGUCAGCAGCCACAGCAGACCUUACCACUACACAUGGUUCCUUCUAACCAAGUGGAUGACCUUAACAGUCCUGCUAAAAGAAAAAGGAUGUCCAGUCCUACCAAGUUAAAUGCUCCAGAUGCCUGGUCAGGUGGUCACACAGCACCACAUCAUCCAGUACAACAACAAGUUCCAUCAUGGUAUCUGACCCCUCAAAAACUGCAGUUUUUGGAGCAGUUGCGUGCAAACAGGAAGAACCUGAAUCAACUUCAACUUCAAAUGCUGGAGCAGCUUGAGGGACAGUUUGCCUCAAUGCGACAGCACCAGCAUCAGAUGAGACAGGCGACAGUUGCACAGGUACGGCCUGCGGGAAUCCCUAAUGGGCCAACGCUUGGAUCAUCACUGCCUACAAACUCUGUUUCUGGUCAGCAGCCUCAUGUCACUCUAACCAGAGUGCCUGAUCGCAUUGUUCAGUCUGGAAUCCGUCCUGCCCUUCCUGGACAACCAAUGGCGAAUGGACCAUUUCCUGCUGAACCAUCCAGGGGCCCAGUAACAUGCAGCACUACGAGAAUGCUGGGUAAUACAGACACUAUUUCUAUAGGCAAUAAUCAUAUAACAGGAAGUGGAAGCAAUGGAAAUGUGCCUUACCUACAGCAAAACGCACUAACUCUACCUCAAAACCGCACAAACCUGACCAGCAGCACAGAGGAGCCGUGGAAAAACCAACUUGUUAACUCCACUCAGGGGCUGAACAAAGGUCAGAGUUCACAUUCGGCAGGUCCUAAUGGUGAACGACCUCUCUCUUCCACUGGGCAUUCCCAGCAUUUCCAGGCAGCUGGCACUGGUAUUCAGAAUCAGGUUGGACACCCUGCCAUGCCUAGCAAUUCACUAACGUCACAGGGGGCUGCUCUCAAUCACCUCUCCUCUUAUACUGCUACCUCAGGUGAACAACAAGGCAUUACCUUCACCAAAGAGAGCAAGCCUUCAGGAAAUGCAUCAAUAGUGCCUGAAACAAACAGGCACUCUGGAGGGACACUUAACAGCACUGCCAGCGUAGAAGGACUUCCUAAUCAUGUCCAUCAAGCGAUAGCAAAUGCUGUUUCAAGUCAUGGAGAGUCCAAGUCACCAGGUGUACUUAGUUCAGACAAUCCUCAGCUCUCGGCCUUGUUGAUGGGGAAACCCAAUAAUAAUGGGGGAUCCGUGUCUUGUGAUAAAAUUAAUAACAUCCAUCCAGCUGUUCACACAAAGACUGAAAAUUCAAUAGCCUCUUCACCAUCUUCAGCUGUUUCUACUGCAACACCAUCUCCUAAAUCCACUGAACAAACUACUGCUCAUAGUGUUACCAGCCUUAACAGCCCUCAACGUGGACUGGGUCAUACUGUUAAUGGAAAAGGUGUGGGGGAGGACUCUCAAAGCCCCUGUAAAAUGGACCCACCAAAAACUUCUUUUAAACCUAGUCCUCAACUUGCGUCUUCAACCUCUGUGUCUAUAUACCCCAGUUCGUCAGAAGUGUUAAAGGCAUGCAGAAAUCUGGGGAGAAAUGGUUUAUCUAAUAGUAGCAUUUUACUCGACAAGUGUCCACCACCUCGACCACUACCACCACCCUAUCCACCACUGCCAAAGGACAAGCUAAACCCUCCUACACCUAGUAUUUAUUUAGAGAACAAGCGCGAUGCUUUCUUUCCUCCACUUCAUCAGUUCUGUACGAAUCCAAACAACCCUGUUACUGUAAUCCGUGGCCUUGCUGGGGCUCUCAAGCUAGACCUAGGUCUAUUUUCCACCAAAACUUUGGUAGAAGCAAAUAAUGACCAUUUAGUGGAAGUGCGAACACAACUGUUACAGCCAGCAGAUGAAAACUGGGACUCCACUGGAACGAAGAAGAUUUGGCGCUGUGAGAGUAGUAGAUCACACACCACCAUUGCCAAAUAUGCACAAUACCAGGCCUCAUCAUUCCAGGAAUCAUUGCGGGAAGAAAAUGAAAAAAGAAAUAGCCAUCACAAAGACCAAUCGGAUAGUGAAUCCACAUCUUCUGAUAAUGGUAGCAAAAAGAGGAGAGGUCCAUUUAAAACCAUUAAAUUUGGGACCAACAUUGAUUUGUCAGAUGAGAAAAAGUGGAAAUCGCAACUACAUGAAUUAACAAAAUUGCCUGCCUUUGUACGUGUGGUCUCAGCAGGAAACCUGCUGAGUCAUGUGGGCCAUACUAUUCUUGGAAUGAAUACGGUCCAGCUCUAUAUGAAAGUUCCAGGAAGCAGGACUCCAGGUCAUCAAGAAAACAACAAUUUCUGCUCUGUUAACAUUAAUAUAGGUCCUGGAGAUUGUGAAUGGUUUGCUGUACCUGAAUCAUACUGGGCAGUUAUGAAUGACUUCUGUGAAAAGAAUAACAUUAAUUUUUUGAUGGGCUCAUGGUGGCCAAAUUUAGAGGAUCUUUAUGAGGCUAAUGUACCAGUAUAUCGCUUUAUUCAGCGCCCAGGAGACCUAGUGUGGAUAAAUGCUGGUACAGUACACUGGGUUCAGGCCAUUGGAUGGUGCAACAACAUUGCUUGGAAUGUCGGACCUCUGACAGCAAAUCAAUAUAAACUGGCAGUAGAAAGAUAUGAAUGGAACAAGUUACAGAGUGUGAAAUCUAUUGUUCCUAUGAUUCAUCUGUCCUGGAAUGUGGCACGUAACAUCAAGGUUUCUGAUCCAAAGCUUUUUGAAAUGAUCAAAUACUGCCUGCUGAGGACCCUCAAGCAAUGCCAGUUGUCAAGGGAGGGUCUUAUUAGUGCAGGCAAAGAGAUUGCAUGGCAUGGGCAUAGAAAAGAGGAGCCUGCGCACUACUGCAGCAUUUGUGAGGUGGAAGUUUUUGACCUACUUUUUGUUACCAAUGAGAGUAACUCACGGAAGACCUAUGUAGUGCAUUGCCAGGACUGUGCUCGCAAGGCCAGUGGAAACCUUGAUAAUUUUGUUGUGCUGGAACAAUACAGAAUGGAGGACCUCAUGCAAAUCUAUGACCAGUUCACAUUAGCCCCUCCACUGCCUUCAGCCUCAUCUUGACAAGUAUUGUUUUAUGGACAACUAGCAAAAACAUCAUUGGUAUUCAGGAUGUGACAUCAUCUUCCACUAUGUUACACCACUGAUUUUUGGCUAUCCCAUGUGGCUGCUGACUGAAAACUGUGUCUAUGCAACCUUCCAAGUGCGGAGUGUCAACAAUACUGGAUAGGAGUGGAGCUGCUCCUCUUCCAGGAUAAAUAAUUUCAAGUAAAGCUGGUUUAGCUAUACCUAUAAAUAACUUUUCAUAUUUUGUAUAUAUCAGAGAAAAACUGGCAACAUUACACAAAGACUACUGACUUGAAGACAUUCUUUUUGUAUUAUUCUGUCUUGGGCUGAUGAAUUGGUUUCAUCAUCUUUUUUCAUUCAGAUUUUUCCCUUUAAAAGUACUAGCUUAGCUGGUCAUUUUUGUAUGGUAGUUAGGAAUAUAAGUCUCUCUUGAGGGCAACACCUAUUAUGAAAAUUUUGUAAUGUGAAAAGUUAAAUGAGAGAGAAUUUUUUUUACAGCUUUUAUGUUUAUCUGUCUUGUUAUUUUUAAGCCAUGAUGUUUAAAUUUGUUCCAGUUUCUUAGAUAAACUUAUCAGCCAAGUCACAGAUAAAUGGGUUGCACAUAGACUAAGGAAUAAACUUCAAACUUAUGAUUUUUUUUGUUUUGUUUCUAAUCUUGAUGUAAAUUUACACUAUUUAUAAAUGCAUAUUUAUUCCUUGAAAAUAUUUGUGGAUGGAAUGCUGUUAUUUUUUCCCCCAGAAUACCUGCCAUUAAAAUUUUAUGGAGUUCUGUCAUUUCAAACACUACUCCUAAUACGUUUUCUAUGUAUGAAAUAAAAACCGUUGAGCAUUGUAAUCUUUGAAACAUUUAACAAUUUAUAUUCAGGGAAAUUUUUUUCAUAAGUAAAUUACAUAUGUCAAAAAUCAAUGUUGCAUGACAAUACUCAGGGCAAGGUUUCCAUUGUUAACAUACCUGUUAUGCGUUAGCGUUAAAAAAAAGUAAUAUGUGCUUCUCAGAUAUUGCCCACUGCCAGUUGAAACUGUGCUUCAUGAAGGGAGCUGCUACGUUCCAGUUUAAAAAGAAUCCUAUGCUUGCAAUUGAAUUCAAGGUAUUUUGCAACUAAAAGGCAAGUUUUUAUUUAAUUAGAGACAUAGUAAUUAGUUUAUUUAUCUUCAGAAUUAUUUUAGCUCUAUGAACAUCAUGGAAUGCUGUUACAACAGAGCCUGUGGUGUCACACAGUAAUGCUAUAAAAGUUAAUUACCUUUGUUAUAUUUCUAUAUUUGAGCUGUAUUUGAGGUUGAUUUAUGAUUUGUUUCCCCGUUAUAGUGGGAGGAGUUUUAAAAAAGUAGAUGUUACAAUUUUGAAAAGUCAUUUUUUAAAGUUGUGAUCACUUUGUGAAAAUAUUUAUUUCCCAGAUUAAGAUUUCACAGAAAAGAUUUGGCUUUGACUUUAACAUAGCACAAAUUUGCUUAACACUUUAAUUUAUGAUUUAAGCCUAAUAAAUUAUACUUGGUGAGAAACAGAUUGUAGGAUAAUUGAAUGUGGAGCAUAGGGUCCAGAUUGUUAUUUGCAUAGAAUAAAGUCUCUAUAUUAUACUUUGUUAGGCCAUUGUCUUCUGAUGGUCCAGGCUCUGAUUUUUGUAGCCAUGUCCAAGUUAAACAACAAAAUUCCAUCAGAGAUUAUGCUUUAGUGCUACACAUAGAAAAAGGGGGACACAAGACAAAUAAUUUGGGUUUAAGUUAAAGAUACCAGUGUUUAUCUGGAGAAGCGAAAGAUAGAAGAAAGAAAAAAUACAAGUAAUUACUGACUUUGGUGGGACUUGUAUCUUUUGGCUUUGAAUCCAGGAUGAAAUUCAAAUUGCUGUUGCUGCAUCAGUAGGAAAGAUUUAAACUUUUGGCAGUCUGGUGUAAUGUAGUGCUAGCAGCGGGUUUGGAUUUAUUCUGACUUCUGUAUGAUGCUAGCUUCUUGAGCUUCCUCUCUGUUUUGCCAGUGGGAUUUUUGCUUACACAUUCCAUAUCAGCUUCAUUUUUAUCACCAAGUUGGGUUGAUGGUAUGUGUCGUUCUGUGCUGAUUUUUACUGCACUCUUAUUAAGUACCAUUACCACAUUAAGUACCAGUUUGAGACUUCCUAAACAAGUGCAAUAAUACAAAAAUGUGGUUGUGCUUCUAUAUUCAAAUCCAGGCCCCAUAUGUUAUAGGGUAAUACGUUUAUACAGCACUGUAACAAAACUACCUGUCUUAUUUAGCAGUUCCUAGUUUGGUUGUCUAAUUGCUUGGAAAAGUAAAAACUUGUAUUCUUUCAUUAACAUCAGAGAUUCAUUUUCCCAUUUUCACCGAGUGGUUCAACUGUUAUAGCACCUGUGUUAAAUUAUUGUGUAAUCAAGUUUUGUGGCUGCAAGCCUAUUUUGGCAUUUCUGCAUUUGUUAUAUAACAGUUGUACUCGCAUUCAAUUUAUUAAACAUCAUCGUAUAGCAUGGAGUGAUUACAUUAAAAGAAUAGUAUUACCAAUCAAAUAAAUUCCAAAUCCAAUAAGCACUUACAAUGCAGUAUUCAAAAUUCUUUCUUUAUACUGAAACUGGAAGUCAAGAAUAUUAUAAUAUGAAAAAUAGAUAUUUGGCCCAUUUAUUUGUAGUG
Mobula hypostoma (lesser devil ray) is the source of this 8007-nucleotide messenger RNA. RefSeq names its product lysine (K)-specific demethylase 6A (gene kdm6a). The transcript has 26 exons. Gene Ontology annotation, molecular function: chromatin DNA binding; RNA polymerase II cis-regulatory region sequence-specific DNA binding; protein binding. Lineage: Eukaryota; Metazoa; Chordata; Chondrichthyes; Myliobatiformes; Myliobatidae. The record is from RefSeq and is a predicted model, not a curated record. Bases 1530 to 5390 code for a protein of 1286 amino acids. Gene Ontology annotation, cellular component: MLL3/4 complex. Gene Ontology annotation, biological process: regulation of gene expression; heart development.